Molecule: messenger RNA, 6591 nt
Organism: Portunus trituberculatus (swimming crab)
Lineage: Eukaryota; Metazoa; Arthropoda; Malacostraca; Decapoda; Portunidae
Product: ras-related protein Rab-32B-like
Exons: 7
Coding region: 98-745 (215 amino acids)
Biological process (GO): vesicle-mediated transport
Cellular component (GO): Golgi apparatus; vesicle; trans-Golgi network
Molecular function (GO): GTP binding; GTPase activity
Source: RefSeq, a predicted model, not a curated record
AGUAGCCAGGGGAUGGAGUUGGGAUGCAGACAAAUGCUCCUCACAUGACUGGACUUCCAGGAACUUGCUGUGGCUGCCGCGCUACUUCGCUUCCAGGAUGACUGCUGUCGCCCCCCUGGAACACAGCACAGUGCCCAGGGAGUUACAGUUUAAGGUGCUGGUCAUCGGGGAGUUCGGCGUGGGGAAAACUGCAGUCAUCAGAAGGUACACAGAGGGUCACUUCAGCCCUUACUACAAACUAACCAUUGGUGUGGACUUUGCAGUGAAAACCCUGGACUGGGAUGCCAAGACCAAAGUUACAGUCCAGCUUUGGGACAUUGCUGGACAUGAGAGAUUUGGCCACAUGACUCGUGUGUAUUAUAAAUAUGCUGUAGCUGCCGUGGUAGUGUUUGACCUCUCCAGACCUCCAACAUUUGAUGCUGUACUAAAGUGGGUGAGUGACAUUCGAGAGAAAGUAACAUUGGGUGAUGGUCGCCCACUGCCUGUUCUGCUGUUGGCCAACAAAUGUGAUAUUGAUUCUAUCACCAUCCACCCAGAUGUGAUCUCAAACUUCUGCAAACAGCAUCACAUUGAUGCCUGGUUUCUCACUUCAGCCAAGGAAGACAUCAACAUAGGAGAUGCCAUGAAGUGGCUGGUGGGUCGCAUCUUAGAAGUGCGGUCAAGUUCCCCAGCUCCUGCCCCAAUGGUACGUCCACUGGCCCCAGAAGAUCCCCCUGAAAAGGCCCCUACCUACUGUUGCAGGUGAACAAAGCACAUCAGCAAAUUGGUCACAAGCAGCAGAUGGUAUGAUGUCUUGCUGAACAGUCUUUGUGCUGAUGUUAAGCACUGAUUAGCUGCCCUUGCUGUGGAAACAGUCCUGCAGAGACACUGCGCAGGAGCAGAGCCAUGCAACACUGCCACAUGGGGCUCAUGUUGGUGCAAUGAGGUACUUAAGAUCCUGAGUAAUGGAGGCUGCUGGAAUAGAUUUUAGUUUUAUGUUUAUUUUUCUUGACUCAGUCCAUCCCCUGCUCUACAUUCUAAAGUGUUUAGUGGCAUAAUUUUUCUUAUGUUUGUUUUAAAAGGAAUUAUUGUAUAUUGUGUUUUCUAGUCUACAAAGACAUAGUUUUAUGUACUGUAUGUUUUUUUGCAGAAAUGCAGUAUUUCAACACUAAUACCUAAUUAGAGCAGCUAUUAUUAAGUUUUAUUUUUGAGUUUAAUUAUAAAGUAGAAUGAAGUUUGUUCCUUAUUCAUUGAAAAAUCAGUCAAGAUAUUUGUGCAGCGGUGUAAGGAUCAUGUUUGUGAAGUGCCUGAUCAAGACCUUGUCCGUCCAUUGUCUAGUUAUUGUGGGACAUUUAGGCUGCUUUACGCUGCCCAAGAACCACAUAAGUUUUUCAUGAGUCUUUCAGUAACUUUUGGAGAGUACAUCUACCCAUUUUCUAUUUGGGUUUUGUACUUUUGUGGUGUUUUUACUAUAAUGGAGCAAUAUGGUUUGGUGCAACCUUUCCCGAGUUCCUUACCAAGGAUGGGAUAUGGGACAAUGAAUAAUUAAGCUUUGGAGAUUAUAUUGGUUGAAUCCCAUAAUUCUCAUCUAUUUCCUUAAAUAACUUUUUUUUCAUAACCAAAGUUGCCUCAAAUUUAACCAUUUAUUGAGUCUUUGUAAAGGAUUAUAAAUGGUCUUUCUCUUAGUGAUUUAUCUCUGGAAGCAAUACUAUUCAAUUUAGUGGUGAUUCUGGAUAUUGUUGUACCACUCUUUAGUGAAAUGGAGAUACUCUAUUCUUUUUACUGUGGAGUAAUUUUCCAUCAUUACAUCUCUGCCUUAGGAACAUCUUGUAGGCGAGGCACUGGUGAGUGGAUUGUUGGUGGCAUUGAUGGAGUCCAAACUUUGUAAGUGAUAAUUUGAUCAUCCAGCAUCAUUAUAUUGUGAGUGGGUAUUCUUCUCUUUCUCCAAAAGAAUACAUAUUACAUUUAAUUACCUUGCAAGCUUCCAAUUUUACAAGCCUCCUUUAACUACAGUUGUGGUAUUUUUGUAUGAUAUCCAUCCCAUCUCCCUCUCACAAUUAGUAAGUGUGUAAGAAAUUGUAAGGACCUAAACUUGAAUUGUUAGACAGAUGUACAUAGACUUGGAGUUGUCACUGCUUAUAUGUUCUUUUUGAUUCUGGAGACCCAACCAUUAUAUCAUUUAUUAAAUAAAAAAAAGUUUUCUAGAUGGAGCAAUUUUGGCAAAGUAUUUGUACAAAAAAGCAGCUUGAGCUUUGAAAUUGACUGUCAAGGAACUUACUACUUUCAGAAAGCAAAAAUGACACUAUGAAAAUGACUUAAGUAUUUUUCUGAUCUUGUGAUAUCAUAUAUAGAAAAUAUUAGCUUUUUUCUCCAAGUGAAUCAGCAUUAUAUAAGUGUGAUGCCUUUGAAGGAAAUUGUUAUUAACCCUGCACAUGCUCAGAACAUAAAAACUGUCCUUCCAGUGUGGAUCUAUCUUCUGUACCUCACUUUUUAGCUGAUGCCAUAAAUUGCUGACUUUGUAAGGGAGAACUUGGAUAAACUUUUCUUUCAAAAUAAUUUGGUGAAAGACUACUUCCCUUCAUGCCACAUCCCUGCAGUGACCUUGCCAAUGCAGUGUGUGUGAGACCAAUUUUUGUCAUCAACUUUUUCAACUUUUGAAGCUGAGAGUUUAGAAUUGAGAAUCAACAACUAUUUUAUAUGCAUGAUCGUAGGAUGUUGUGGCAUGUAUGAAGUGCAUAUUAUAGUGAAGGUUCCUGAUGUUGUUUGAGGCUCCCCUUUUUUUUGGGAAAUUAAUAAUUUAAGAAAUAAUAAUGCUGUUGAAGAUGUUGGCAACAAGUGUAAGGACAAGAAUGUAGUUGAAAACUAGACAGUCAUAUAUGAAGGCCAAUUUUGUUCAUUUGUAUUUAGAUUUUUUUCUCAUUUUCCUACUUUACACUAUAUCGCUCAAAAAAUUAUCACCUGUGCAUAAUUAUAUUUUUAUACUUUUUGAUUUAGCAUUUGGUUCAUGGUGUAGCUAAAAUGAUUGUGUGUGUUGCUAAUGAGUUCCAGAUGUGUGUGAUUGUGUUCAGAUAUCCCAAUCUGGUCACUGUUGGAGUACAAUGUUAUGUAGAUUAGUUCUCAGUAUUUCUUAAUGUAUUAUAUCUUGAUUUUUUCACCACUGCUCAUGAAUUAGAGAACAUAUUUUAUUCCUUGUCAGACCUCUUGCUUGUAGUUAUAUUAAUAUUUUAAAGAAUAUGUAUGUAUGGUUUUAAAUCUCACUCUAAGGAAUUAUUUUAUGGGAGCCCUACAUAUGAGACGUUGCGUGACGUAGGGCGAUAAGCGCCAAAAACAAUAAACGGAGAAAAACGUGGUCAAAUUUUUGCGACAUUUGGAAUGUGAUAGCUCAGCAACGGAUCAAGCUAGAGAGUUGGGGUUGGUCUUAAAAGAAAGCUUAGAAUGUCUACUUUAUGUCUGUCAUAAAAUCAAACACAUCAUCUUGCCAUAAUAUGAAAGGAUUAACGGUGAAAUUAUUUUUUAGCUGUUUUUCACAGUGUUAAAUCGGAGAAAAAUGUGGUCAUCGGUUUAUAUCUCAGAACUAUGAUAAGUUAUUGAAAAAAUAUUAUACCAUGCAUAAAGUAAACAUCCUAAGCUUUUAUUUAAGACCAAUCUCAGCUCUCUAGCUUGAUCCGUUUUUUAGCUAUCGCAUUCCAAAUGUCGCAAAACUUUGAUCGCGUUUUUCUCCUCUUGUUUUAUUCAAUCAAUAUCCUACUAUAGUGCUUGAAACAUGACUCCAAACCUACACAAUCAUAAUCACAUCCUAGCAAAAUACAAAAUAACAAUAAAACACGAUAAGAAAAAUCUUCAAAAUUGUAAAAGAGAGAUUAAGAGGAGAAAAAGUAGAGUAGAAGACAUGAAAAAAGGAAAAGAAAUACGCCAAAAGGAUUCAUGUAUUUUCCUAAUGUUAUCUAAGCCCAACUUAUCAUAACAACCAUCCUUGCAUGUAGGCCCUACCUCACGCUUUUUUACAACUUUCCCUGUAUCUCGGCUUACGUAUUCCUGGCCGGUGUUCCGUUUAGUUUUCGCCACAAUUCUCUUCCACUCACUAGGGCUAGGGCCUGUUUUGUGUCGUAAUAAGCUCCCUUCAGCAAUCCCCUCACCACUGUUAGAAGCCAUCACGGUAUCUGCUGGCCAACGUUAUAAAAAAACACAAAAAUAGUUCAUAAUCACGGGGUUUGUGGAGACAAUAGCGUAGACUGGCUUGGCUGGUGGCUGGCCGUGAGCAGCUGGGGAUGCACGGCAGGCAGUGAUUGGCCGAGGCAGAGCUAUGUGGUACGCUACACAGCAAGGGAUUGGUCACUCAGCUUGUCGCUUAUCUCCCCUUGUGAAGGCUGGGUUGAUGCAUGGCGGACGGAGCUACAGUACAGAGAAAAGUUAAUGUUACAUUAUGGGAUUUUCGACCAUGAAGGCGCUGGCUCUUGCUCCUAAGUUCGGUACCGCUGGAAAGCUGAGACUGGCGAAGACAAUGCUAUACAUAACUCAAUUUCAUCUACGGUGGCGCUUAACUCCCUCCGUCACACAACGCCUCAUAUGCAGAAUGCUGACACUUUACUGUGGACAGCAUAGUGUAAGAAAAUAGGAAUACAUUGUGCUUGAGUCUUGCUACCAAGGACAUGGUAAUAGGCCUCCAGUUCUUACCUACAUAGGGGCUUGGCAGCUUUUAUAUCUUUGUCAUUUUCCUAUUGGAAAGUUGUGAAAAUUUGUUGGAAGCCUUACAUAUGAUGCUGCUUGAUACUUAAGAUUGUUGAUACUGUAAGUUGUCUUCAAAUGGCAGCAAAAGUGUAGAGUAAUUUUGAUGCUCAGAAGAGUGUCUGAAGUGCCUGUUUUGCUUUUACUGGUCAUCCAGGUAUUUGUCAAAAACAGUUAUUCUCAGGAGAGCUUGAGUGAGGCAGGUGAUGUUUACAAAAUAUUCUCAUACAUAUCUGUAUUUUACUUACACAACUAGAAACAGGGUAAGGCCCAAAAGAAUUUUAUUGGAAGAUGUGAUGCCACACCUUUCCUUCAGAACAGACUGAUCCAGUCAUAUUGAAAUGUGCCUGGAACCCUUGUGGAUUUUUUUUUUAUCAUAUACUUCAUGUGACUUGCUCAGCUAUUAAGAUAUACUGAGAAGAUUGAGCAUGAAGGUUUGUUGUAAACAUAUAUUUAUACAAAUGGGAGUUAAUGAAACAUAUCUUUGGUAUUAAACUGUUGUUGUGGUGUCUGUUCAUAUAGUACAUUUCAAAUACCUUAUGAAAGCAAGCCAAGUAAGUGCUUAACUGUCUAGGGUAUGUUAAAGGAACUACAUUGUUGAAUAUCCUGUUUUAUCUAGUUGAAAACUAAAGAUGAAAUGUAUCAUAUUAUACACCUAUUUUGUGGAAAAUUUCUGUACAAAGGAUGCUGCCCUAUUGAUCAACAAGAACAGUGCAAACAUUCUAGCUUGUCUGGAACAUUAAGAUAACAUUUAUCAGAAUUAUAUUUGCAUUUGUCACAGACACUUCUACAGCAGUUCCUCAGCCCUCAGCUGAACCACAGUAAAAAUACAAUUUGUUUUUUAAUGAAGUAGAUGUGAAUACCACUACUAUACCAGCUUGGACUUUAUAAAAAUUGUGUUGUAAUUUUUAAGCCAUCUAUAGUUUGUUCCAAUUUGUGUUUGAGUGUAGCAUUCAUUUGGGAAGUUUGUCUUUGGCCCCUAGUUUACAAGCUAAAGUUAUAUCUAUUAUGUAUUGUCUACAUUAGACAGUGUAGUUAAAUCUCAAAUGGCAUUGACUUGUUUAGAAUUAUUCCUUAUAUAUAUUGAAAAGUUGAAGAAAGUGCUUGACUUGAAGCUUUAUAGGUUGCUAGUUUAAACUUAGUUUACAAUAUCUAAUCAGUGGGAGAGAAGCCUCUCCUAUAAAUAACUUCAUCCAGCACUAUAUGACUGGGUUAUCAGUUUCUAGUAUUCCCCUUGAAUAUGGACUUCAUUUGAUUGCAACACUCAGAGGAAAUUGUCCAUAAUUGUCAUACUUAUCUAUUUUUUUUAAGAUGACAAAGAUCAUUGCAACAAGAUACACACUCUCAUCUGAUGUAAUGUUAUCUUAAGUGCACAAUUAUGACUUCUUCCCUUGCACAAUAUAUACCACGUUGGUGUUGUCUGGCAAUAUGACAAUUGAAAACAAUCUGAAAAUUGAUGUUGGAAACCACCAUCCUAAUAUGAAAAUAAUAUUGGAAACCACCAUCCCAAUACUAGAAUGUAUUAAAAUGGCAUGCCUAAAAGCAAGUUCAAGAUUCUUGAACCUUUAAUAUGGCAUACAUAGUACUUUCAUAUAUAUGUAAUUGAUGCAAAAUGAAUGGUAGCAUUAAUUUGUCAUAAGAGAUUUGUGAAAUGUAAUGAGUACUUAGUACAUAUUGAAAUCACUUAAGUAUGGUUAUUAUAUUAACACUAUUGUUUGAAUAUAUAAUUGUCACUCAGGUUUAUUUACCGUUUAGAAAAAAUGUAAUAACUUGUCACAAUUGAUCUGUUUUCAUUGUUAAAAUUUGAUAUGGUGUAUUAUUUGAAUAGCAAUUUUAUCUGUACUGUUAAGUUAUUUUUGAAGGACAUACAUAAAGUGUCAACCAAAA